AACUAUUUUACAUCCCCUGUAUUUGUCAGGGUAAUUACUAAUACAGAAUGUCAGUGAACCAGUUAUUUGGGAAUAAGAAAAGAAACAGCUCCAUAUUAUAUGGCGUGGAUCAGGCAAAAAUUACUGCUUCAUCUUCAUCUUUCCAGGGAGCUACAAAGCAAAGUACUAUUGGAAACCAUGGAGAUGGCUUCCCACCAAACAAGCGUUACAAAAGUCUUGUUCCCAACGAGCAGAAAGAAAUGGAAGAUCCUUUUGGGGACAACGAUGACUUUACAGCUGAUGACUUGGAGGAAAUAGAUAUUAUUGCUUCCCAGGCAUUUACGCAAAAUUGUUCUUUGCCAACAAAUGCUGUGACAUCUGAGUGGAAUGCCGGGCUAUCUUCCCCACUGAAUAACACGAGCAGACCCUCCAGUUACACGAAACAAUCAAGUGUUGCCCUCACGACUGGCAGAAAAGUCCAAUUUGGGAAUAGUACAGAGGAAACAUCAACCAGAGACAAAUUUAGACUUGAAACUCUUCAAGCGCAAUAUGAGGAAGCGAAAAAAAAGCUGCAAGAAAUGCAGGAUGAAAUCCUUAUUAAAAAUGGAGAAAUCAGAAUUUUGCGGGACUCAAUGCAGCAGAUGGAAUCCACAGUGGAGGAGCAGCGGAAAUCACACAUAUUACUGGAAGAGGAGAAAGAGGUACAUUUAAGAGAAAAAGAAAAGGAAUUCUCCAAAAAGUUGCAGUCACUACAGUCUGAGCUCCAGUUCAGAGAUGCUGAAAUGAAUGAGCUGAGAACUAAGCUUUUGAACUGCGAAAGAAUUAAGUGUGUUAUACCUUCCAGUUCAUAUACCAGUCCUAAGAAGAGCCCUUCUCGUAUUGUAAAAAUUGAAGGAUGUACUCAGAAUGAAAAGCAAGAGUAUCCUACAAAAGAGUCUUUUGGAUCUGAGCUAUCCUCCAAAGCAUCCUGCUCAAAAACCCUGGUGUUUGCCCAAUCUCCGUGGCUUAACAAAGACAGCGAGAAGCCUAGCCUUGAUGCUAAAAUUGUGAAGCAAGAAAAUAGUUACAUCUGUGCUCAAAGACAAGGUUCCAUCUUGAUAACUGCAUUGAUGAAGCAGCCUAUUGUUGAGGGGUCAUCGCUUGGACUCUGUUAUCUUCUUAGCAGCCAUGUGGAGGCUCAGCCUGGGCCUGUCCUGCCGACUAGUUCAUUCAGCACAGGAUGCACAGGAAUCUUCAGCAGUAGGAGUACCUGCUCUGAAGAACAGGAAGGGCAAGAGGAGGUAUUGUUGAAGCUUGCUCAAAAACUUGCUGUAACUGGGUUGAAUUUGAUUGCUAUGGAUGAUGGCUCUUUGGAUGAAAGCUCUGAGGUGAACAAGAGGCGAAUAUCCCAUCUUAAGCGUUAUAAAAUCCCUGGGGCAGUUCACCUGCUUCCCCUCCUGGAACAUCACAUUGGUGCAUACUGUCAAGCCCUUCAGUCAGUGUUGAAGACUGGAAGCACACCUUCUGGAAACCAGUCAGCUGCUUCUUCCAGAAUUUCUUCAAGAUCAAGCACAGAUGAUUUUCAGUCUAACCUGGAAGAGUUUGCACUUACGUCUCUGGGCAUUCUUUAUUACUUGGUAUUUUACAGUUGGGAUGUUGUUUGUACACUUCUUUCCCAUAAUAUGAAACCAGACCAUGGUUUGGGAGGCACAGACAUUGUGGGAAAGGACAAAACUGUUGCUUGUACCAAGCAGUGUAAAGGCAAUCUUCAAGAGCCCAACCCAGAACUAGAUGCUGCUAAUGAUGACAGACCCCAACAUCCUUUGUUUAAAAGCCUGUUGCACCUCUUGACUUUAUGUACUUCAGUGGUAGGAUGCCAAAGGCAUUGCAUCCUGAAUCAGUGCCUCAAAGUUCUGUUGAAAUUAGCUGAAAAGUCAACGGUGGACUUACUAAUGAGCUUCUCACCGUUGCUGAAUAUUCAAGCGCAGGCCCUUCUCCGCUGCAUGUCUACCGAAGCUCCUGUGUUUGCUGUCCAUUUGACAGUGAGGCUGUUAACUUUGCUUGCCGAACACCAGGAGUUAGCUGCUCGGCUCUGUACCGUUUCAGAAAACUGCCUCCUCUUGGCCCUGUACAUGUAUAUUACUUCACGACCUGAUAAAUCAACGUCUGAGAUGCUUUGGCUUCAGUUGGAACAAGAGACUGUUCGCUUCCUGACCAAAUGUAUGCAGUGCUGCAGUAUUUCUCUAGUUGGAAGAGAUUGCCAGUGCAAUCCUGAGGUAGUUAAGGCCCUUAUUGUAAUGGUACACAGACAGUGGCUGACUGUCAGAAGGGUGGAAGGAAGCUUGUUUGAUGUACGUGGAAAGCAAGUUGUUCAGUUUCUACGGGACACUGUUUUGCUCUUGCACAGUCUGUCUCAAAAGGAUAAACUGUUCCAUGAUCAUUGCCUGGAAGUCCUUCAUCAGUAUGAUCAUGUCAUGCCUGGAGUCAGAGCCAUCCUUAGAAAAGUUCCAAAUUUGAAAGCCUGUGAAGAGCUUGCAUUGGAUGAACUGUAUCCAUUGGAGACAGAAACUGAUGAUCAAGAAAUGGAUUGCAGCUAAUCUUAGAUCAGUAACACAUAAAUCUUCCCAGAAAAGUGUAAUUUUUGAAAUUUAACUAGAAUGCAACAUUUUUUCUUUUGGUAAGAACUGAAAAAUAAAUG
This is a messenger RNA of Euleptes europaea (tarantolino), 2656 nucleotides long. RefSeq names its product ATR interacting protein (gene ATRIP). Bases 48 to 2555 code for a protein of 835 amino acids. The record is from RefSeq and is a predicted model, not a curated record. Gene Ontology annotation, biological process: DNA damage checkpoint signaling; DNA repair. Lineage: Eukaryota; Metazoa; Chordata; Lepidosauria; Squamata; Sphaerodactylidae. The transcript has 13 exons.